UCCCGUAGGGCUUGGGGCUCCUGGGGCCACUCCUGCCCAUUCCUUAAGUGCAUCCUUUGAGCUAUGAGGGUAGUGCAGACUGGACCCUCCCUCAGGGAACUGUGGGCCUAGAAGGGGCAUUAGGGCACAAAUGAGUCAGAUAAAGGAGGAACAUGAUCAGUUCCCUCAGAGAGGUUCUGGUAAGGACUAACUAGGUAGGUUAGAGAUUGGAGCCACUGCUUUCUGCUUCCUGGAAGAGGUGGCAUUUGGUGAAUGAACUGGGUUAAUGAACUGGGUUUUGUUGGGAAGAUUGGAAAGCGGGGAGGUUUUAUAAAUAGAGAGGAGAGCAUUGCUAAAGAUUUAGAGGUAGAAAAGGGCCCUUUGUGUGUGAGUUUGGAUGGUUUGGGAUUUGGGAAGUGAGAGCCAGGGGGCUUGUUGGGAGCCCUGCAUGGAAAUCUCCACUGACUUCAAGCCUCAGAAAUCUGUCCUUUAUUCAGUAUGCAGCAGGGAGCCACAGAAGGAUUUCAGUGGGGGAGGAACCCCACCCAGUGGGAUCUUGUUGGAGAGUUCAGUCUGGGCUUUCCAGGGAAAGCAUGUAGGGUAAGGGGAGGGGAGAGCUUCUGGGUCAGGAGAGGCCCUCUGCAAGCCCAGAGUAGUUGGCUAGGUGGGCAGGGUGGGCGUGCCCACUGCAGGGUGCAGAAGGGCCACUUUCUUCCCCUCCCCCGUCAGCUGGGAAGGACAGCGUUUCACAGGGCUGCUGAGCAUGGGCAGCUGGACGCUCUGGACUUCCUUGUGGGCUCUGGCUGCGAGCACAGUGUGAAAGACAAGGAGGGGAACACAGCCCUUCACCUGGCUGCUAGCCGCGGCCACCUGACUGUGUUGCAGCGACUCGUGGACAUCAGGCUGGACCUGGAGGAGCAGAAUGUGGAAGGUCUGACUGCCCUACACGCAGCGGUUGAAGGCAGCCACCCUGACUGUGUGCAGCUGCUCCUUGAGGCUGGGAGCAGCGUGAACGCCCUCACCCAGAAAAAGCAAAGCUGCCUCCACUACGCAGCCCUUGGUGGCUCUGAGGAUGUGGCCCGGGCCCUCAUCCAUGCAGGAGGCCACACCAACAUAGCUGAUCAUGGAGCCUCUCCUAUGCACCUCGCUGUGAGGCACAACUUCCCCGCCUUGGUCCAGCUCCUCAUUGACGCAGGCAGUGACCUGGAUGCCACUGACAAUAGGCAGCAGACGCCCCUCCACCUUGCUGCUGAGCACGCCUGGCAGGACAUAGCAGAGAUGCUCCUCGUCACUGGGGUUAACUUAAACCUGAGAGAUAAGCAAGGGAAAACUGCCCUGGCAGUGGCCGCCCGCAGCAACCACAUCAGCCUGGUGGACAUGAUUAUAAAAGCUGAUCGCCUCUACAAAUGGGAGAAGGAUCACGUGUUGUGCAGGGACCCCAGGGAUCCCUCUGGGAAGAACUUGACCUUUAAGCAAGACCAUCGGCAGGAAACGCAGCAAUUCCACUCUGUGCUGUGGCGACUGGCUUCCAGGCAUCUGCGGCCUCAAGAGUGGAAGAAGCUUGCGUAUUGCUGGGAGUUCACCGAGGCCCACGUCCAUGCCAUCGAGCAGCAGUGGACAGGCAUCAAGAGCUACCAGGAGCAUGGCCACCGGAUGCUGCUUAUCUGGCUGCAUGGUGUGGCCAUAGCCAGUGAGAACCCCAACAAAGCACUGUUCGAGGGCCUCGUGGCCAUUGGCAGGAGGGACCUGGCUGAAAGCAUCAGGAAGAAAGCAAAUGCUGACCCGGGUACCCCCAGGAGGUGUACAGCCAUGUAACUGGAGAGGCCAGACCUUCAGGGGCAUGGAGACUCAGAAUGGGGGCCCCUGAACAGAAGAGGACCACCAUUUAAGGGCUUUUAAAAAAUCACUGUUAACAGACCUCCAGCUGCUUGUACUGAAACACCCAGCCCUGCAGGACCAGCAGGCACUGUUUGUAAUCUCUUUCACAGGGGUUAGUCCAGGGGCCAGUUCAGGUUUUGCAGGUAAUCCCUUCCCACAGGUGCAGUCCUUUGCAGCUCUUGGAGCAUCACAGCAGUCCCCUGAGAUGCAAGGGCCAUCUUUUCAGAAAGGACACUGAGGCUCAGAAUGGAUAAGCAGCUAAUCAGCUGUUGAGGUCAGGUGCCAAACCCAGCAUUCCUGUCUCCCCAGCCUGGCAAAAGGACUCCAACUGUCACUUACAAAACGGAUCUCCUUUAACUCAUUCACUGGCUUUUAAUGAAUGCUGUGCUUACAAAAACAGUGUUUCUGUUCACAAGCUUAUUUAUAUGCUUUGACAGUUCUAAGAGGUACACACAUUCUUUUUUUCCCAUUUUGUUUAGAAAUUUAAUUUUAAAAAUUUAUUUUUAUUUUUUUUUUUGAGAGAGAGAGAAAGAGAGAGAGAGAGUGCAUGCAU
Prionailurus viverrinus (fishing cat) is the source of this 2410-nucleotide messenger RNA. It is a transcript of the gene ANKDD1A, whose product is annotated as ankyrin repeat and death domain containing 1A. Lineage: Eukaryota; Metazoa; Chordata; Mammalia; Carnivora; Felidae. The record is from RefSeq and is a predicted model, not a curated record. Bases 478 to 1794 code for a protein of 438 amino acids. Gene Ontology annotation, molecular function: protein binding. The transcript is spliced from 10 exons. Gene Ontology annotation, biological process: signal transduction.